CGCGGCCCCCGCGCGCAGCUGCCAUCCAUUCCGCCGGGGACGCCGAGGCGAGCGGAGGCCGCUGCGGAGCCGGGAGCCCCCGGGACACAACCACAGAGGCCGGCGGCUGAGGGGAGGCCCGGAGGCGGCGAUGGGCGCGCGCGGAGGCCGGGCGCUGCUGGCGCUGUGCGCGGCCCUGGCGGCCUGCGGGUGGCUGCUGGGGGCCGCGGCCCAGGAGCCCGGGCCGGCGGCGGCGGGCGUGCGGCGGCGCCGGCGGCUGCAGAAGGAGGACGGGCUCUCGUUCGAGUACCACCGCUACCCGGAGCUGCGCGAGGCGCUCGUGGCCGUGUGGCUGCAGUGCACCGCCGUCAGCCGCAUCUACACGGUGGGGCGCAGCUUCGAGGGCCGCGAGCUCCUGGUCCUCGAGCUGUCCGACCACCCCGGGGUCCACGAGCCCGGUGAGCCUGAAUUCAAAUACAUUGGGAAUAUGCAUGGUAAUGAGGCGGUUGGACGGGAGCUGCUCAUUUUCUUGGCGCAGUACUUGUGCAAUGAAUACCAGAAGGGGAACGAGACCAUCGUCAACCUGAUCCAUAACACUCGAAUUCACAUCAUGCCUUCCCUGAACCCGGACGGCUUUGAGAAGGCGGCCUCCCAGCCUGGUGAGCUCAAGGACUGGUUUGUGGGUCGAAGCAAUGUCCAGGGCAUAGAUCUGAACCGGAACUUUCCAGAUCUGGAUAGAAUCGUUUACAUUAAUGAGAAAGAAGGAGGACCCAAUAAUCAUCUGCUGAAAAAUCUGAAGAAAAUUGUGGACCAAAACACAAAGCUUGCUCCGGAAACCAAGGCUGUCAUUCACUGGAUUAUGGACAUCCCCUUUGUGCUUUCUGCCAAUCUGCAUGGAGGAGACCUGGUGGCCAAUUACCCGUAUGAUGAGACUCGCAGUGGCAGUGCUCAUGAAUACAGCUCCUGUCCGGAUGAUGCCAUCUUCCAGAGCUUGGCCCGUGCAUACUCUUCCUUCAACCCCGCCAUGUCCGACCCCAAUCGGCAGCCCUGUCGAAGGAAUGACGAUGACAGUAGCUUCAUCGAUGGGACGACCAACGGUGGCGCCUGGUACAGCGUGCCUGGUGGGAUGCAAGACUUCAAUUACUUGAGCAGCAACUGUUUUGAGAUCACCGUGGAGCUCAGCUGUGAGAAGUUCCCUCCUGAAGAGGCUCUGAAGAGCUACUGGGAGGACAACAAGAACUCCCUCAUCAGCUACCUGGAGCAGAUACAUCGAGGAGUGAAAGGGUUUGUCCGAGACCUUCAAGGUAACCCGAUUGCCAACGCAACCAUCUCAGUGGAAGGAAUAGACCAUGAUGUCACAUCGGCCAAGGAUGGUGAUUACUGGAGAUUGCUUGUACCUGGAAACUAUAAACUUACAGCCUCGGCUCCAGGCUAUUUGGCAACAACAAAGAAAGUGGCGGUUCCUUACAGCCCUGCGGUUGGGGUUGAUUUUGAGCUGGAGUCGUUUUCUGAAAGGAAAGAAGAGGAGAAGGAAGAGUUGAUGGAAUGGUGGAAAAUGAUGUCAGAAACUUUGAAUUUUUAAAGAUGCUUCUAAUUAGCUACUUUUAAUCUCAUUUAUCUCAUGUAGUAUGAUGUAAUGUGGCCACUUUAUUUUUAGAUUUUGUGCAGUUCAUAUUUAACAUUGAUUUAUUUUUACUCAUUAAAUAUUAAUCAACAAUACUUAAAUAGACUCUUAGGUAGAAAUAUAAGAACCUGAUCUAUUUUAUUCUUCUGCAGAGCAUUCAUUUUCCUACACAGAGGACUGUAGAAAAGUUUUAAGUAGUUCUGGCAACUUAUUGCACUAUUCCGGGUGUCAUUUACAAUGCCGAACUUUUUGGGUCAUUCUAGCUAUAAAAAUGAAUUAGUGCAGUUCUUUUCAUGUCACUUGGGUCAAUGUUACAUAAUGGAUGCCAUUGAUAAAACCAGCAGAUCCAGCUUGGAGUUAUGAGCGCUCUCCUGAAAGAAUUGAAUAGCUCAGUACCAAUUGCAUUUUGUCUCUGACGAGCUAUGUAAGCAUGUUCCUGUUACUGCAUUUCUGACGAGAAGAAAACAUCCACGUAACAAGAGAUUUUAUGAGAAGAAUGGAAGUUGACUUCUUGCUUGUAAUUAUAAGGGAAAUUUGCUAUUCCUAUUUAGCUUGUUAAUGCUCCUUCAGAGUGUAGGGCUUCCUCAUGUAGACUGGCCUAGAACUGCAUUCUGAAUUAAUAAAGGUUAAAAAAUA
Messenger RNA from Perognathus longimembris pacificus (Pacific pocket mouse), 2239 nucleotides. RefSeq names its product carboxypeptidase E (gene Cpe). The record is from RefSeq and is a predicted model, not a curated record. Bases 131 to 1561 code for a protein of 476 amino acids. The transcript is spliced from 9 exons. NCBI's taxonomy places the organism in Eukaryota, Metazoa, Chordata, Mammalia, Rodentia, Heteromyidae. Gene Ontology annotation, biological process: proteolysis. Gene Ontology annotation, molecular function: zinc ion binding; metallocarboxypeptidase activity.